This is a messenger RNA of Arabis nemorensis, 384 nucleotides long. Lineage: Eukaryota; Viridiplantae; Streptophyta; Magnoliopsida; Brassicales; Brassicaceae. The record is from the annotation of a GenBank genome assembly.
AUGAGCACGGACAAGGAAGACUCUUCAGCUGUGAGGAGGCGCGUGUCUUGCACCAAAUGCUUCGACGCUCUUUGGUUCUGCUACUGGAUGUCUAGAUGGUCCGACAAAACCAGCAAUGGCGAUGAGACAGGAAAAGGUUUGGCACCUUUUUACCAAAUGCAGCAGUAUUACCGGGUUGGAAAACUUGACGAUUGUACUCAGAAGUUCUCUGAUCUCUUUGAUUGUCUUUCAUUGAAGACGAAAAGAGCUUCUGAAGUCGAGAAAAUUCUGGAAGAGCGAGAGAAAGAAGAUGCGGCAAAACAUAUCUGGAUUAUGCGAACAAAGGAAGAAGCUUCAAGGCAUUGGAACGAAACUUUUGGGCAUUUGGAUGAUCCAAAUUGUUAG